Molecule: messenger RNA, 588 nt
Organism: Lathyrus oleraceus (garden pea)
Lineage: Eukaryota; Viridiplantae; Streptophyta; Magnoliopsida; Fabales; Fabaceae
Exons: 1
Coding region: 1-588 (195 amino acids)
Molecular function (GO): RNA-DNA hybrid ribonuclease activity; nucleic acid binding
Source: RefSeq, a predicted model, not a curated record
AUGCAUUUUGAAUUUCCCGAUGAAGAUAUCAUGUUAAUCAGUGAUUGUAACAUCCCCGACCCUGAAGAAGGACCUGAACCUGGGUCCCACCGAACCUUGGUUUUUGAUGGAGCUUCUAACGCUCACUACAAUGGCAUUGGGGAAAUUAUCACCUCCCCAACUAGUUUUCACCUCCCCUUCACCGCAAGGUUGUGUUUUGAAUGUACGAACAAUAUGGAGGAGUACAAGGCUUGUAUCUUCGGUAUUGAAGCUUCUAUUGAACUCAGGAUCAAAAUCCUUGAAGUUUACGGAGAUUCAACUUUAGUAAUUAGCCAAGUUAAAGGAGAUUUGGAUACUAGAGAUCAUAAGCUCAUCCCUUACCAGGAGCAUGUUUCGAAACUAGUCCCUUACUUUGAUACCCCUCGAGAGGAAAAUCAGCUAGCUGACGCCUUGGAAACUUUGGCGUCCAUGUUUAAGGUCAAGUGGAAGAAUGAAGCGCCAUCCUUUCACCUCAUCUACUUGGACGAGCCUGGUCACUGUUUGGCAGCUGAAGACGAAGCCGACAGUUAUCCUUGGUUCUAUGACAUCUUGAUAUUUCUAGAAUGCUAA